AUGGCGGAGUCGUCGCUGUCGCCGCAGCUAUCGCGUUCGCCGUCUUCUCCUCUCGGCGAACCGGCAAAUGAUCGCAGGAGCGAAUUCGACCACGAGGCCGUGAAGGAGUUGGAUGCCAUAGGUUUUCGCGAAAUCCUUGACCAGGAUCCUCGGCCCACAUUCGUGCUCGAUUUAGACUCUGAUUACCUCGACUAUGGCGGAAUCAAGACGAGCAUUCGGCCAAUAUUUUGCAAUGCAGCCCUGAGCCUACACGAUCGAUUGCUGGAUAGAAUCACCGGCUCGAGUACGGAGGAUGUCCAGGCAGAAUCUACUCCAACGUCGUAUUUGCAGUUCAAAUCCUGGGUCACGAGUGUGAGCGAAUUUGACGACUCUCGCGAUGUCUUUCCACAAACUUUUCUCUACGAAGGUAUGCUAUGGACAGGCUUCACGUCUCGGCAACGUUGGCGUUUUGUGUCUGGUAUACAAAGCGACGCCCCUCAUCAUGUGGCGGACCACUCGCUCGGACCGCAGCAGGCCGGAAGCAUGGAACGGAAGGCAGAGUCGAGGGCAGUUCUCGUCAGAAAGACCUUGAGAUCAUCUGAACGCACGACGUCAACCGCGGCUGCGGCUGCGGCUGCGACCGUGAGCGAGCCGCCCCUCGGUGUUACGGCACCUCAGACGGCGCUUACUAUCAGAAGUAGUACUCUGGUAUCAACUACUCCUUCGUUUCCUCACGAUGGCAAAGCGCGCUCGUCCAACCCGACCACCUCAGGAAACACAUCAAACAACACUUCGACAAGUGGAGCGUCCGUAACACUGGCCUCUCCAGAGGAGGGCGUGCCUGACUGGACAGCCGCAAAACCACGAGGAAAAUUGACUGAGCAUAUGGUUUUCGCACGGAACGUCAAUUGGGCAGCCACCCCGUUAGGGUCUAUCGACACCUGGUCGAUAGAGUUUCGCGAAAUCGCAAACCUAGUUAUGAGGAACCCACAUCCAUGCGCACUGUUCUGGGGCGAGGAAUUAACUAUGCUUUACAACGAACCGUAUACGCGAGAGGUGGCCGGGAACAAGCAUCCAGAUCUGAUGGGGACUGGCUUCUGUGGUCCGUUCAGUGAAGUAUGGGACGCUGUUGCUCCAAUUUUCCGGGAGUGCGCUCGAACGGGGAAAAGUAUUCGCAAAGAGAACGACUACUUACCUAUCGAGAGAUAUGGUUAUCUUGAGGAGACAUUCUUCUCUUGGUCGUUCACGCCAGUGUACGGCGGGACAAAUCGCAGUAUUGAGAAGCUCGCCGAAACGCGGUCUUCGAAGCACUUCUGGCAAUGCGUCUUGGACGGUCUCCAAGAUAAUCCAUGGGAAGUCCCUUUUGCUCUGCUCUACUCAAUCGUCGACUCGGAUGACACUGACACGGCUUCCCAUUCGUCUGACAGCACUCUUUCCAUGAAAAGCUGCCUUUUGGAAGGCGCAAUCGGUAUCCCAGACGGCCAUCCUGCUGCACCGCCGAAACUUGAUAUGAAACGUUCGAAGGAGGGGUUUAUUCCGGCAUUCCGUGAAGCUAUGCGAACUCGAGAGCCGACAAUUCUUCACAGGAGAAACGGCAGUCUACCUGAUCAACUCACUGAAGGGAUUGAAUGGCGCGGCUACGGAGAUCCUUGCAAAGAAGCCAUCAUUAUACCUGUGCGUCCGACCAACAGUGAAAACGUCUUCGCCUUCUUACUGUUAGGCGUCAACCCUAGAAGAGCAUACGAUGAGGAAUAUAAUGCUUUCAUCAAUAUGCUCAACCGGCAAUUGGCCAAUUCUUUAGCUUCAUUUCUCCUUUGUGAAGAGGAGGUUCGAAGGAAUAGAAAUGCAGCGGAGGUCGCUACGUUACAGCGUGAGCAGCUGAGCCAGCAGCUUGAAGUGCAAGCUAAUCGAAUGCGACGAAUGACAGAGUUGUCCCCACUAGGCAUGUAUUUAUUCGGUCCUGAUGGUGUUCUAUUGGAAGCCAACGAACGCUAUUACGAGAUGACCGGGGACGGAAGAGACGACGACAGCCCGUUCGCGUUCCUAAAGCCAAUGGACGAAGAGUCUCGACGUAGAGCAGAGAUCAUGUGGAGUGAUAUGAUGAAAGAUUCCAAAGCAAGGCAGGAGGAAUAUCAUCUCACGAACACGGGAAUUGUGCCACGAGAUCUCGGUGGUGAUCCUAUCGAGUACUGGGUGCUUGCUACUUCUCAACCACAAGUCGGUGCCGACGGGGAAGUCCAGUCCAUCAUGGGAUCCAUUGCUGACAUAUCUCAUCUGAAAUGGGUCCAAGGUCUCCAGAACCAGCGACUGAAAGAGGCAGAAGAAACGAAACGCCAGCAGAACGAAUUCAUCGACAUAACAAGCCAUGAAAUGAGGAACCCGUUGAGCGCUAUACUAAUAUGCGCUGAUGAUAUCCGGGAAUCACUGUCACAGCACACGUUUGCCAAUUCAGAUGCCAAAGUGGUUGAAGAGUGUAUCGAAGCCGCAAACAACAUCGCACUUUGUGUCCAACAUCAGAAGUCCAUUGUGGAUGACAUUCUUACCGUUUCAAAGCUUGACUCCAACUUGUUGCUUAUCACUCCCAUUGCUGUACAGCCAACUGUCAUUAUACGUCGCGCGAUGAACAUGUCCCUAGCCAUACUGAUUCAUACUGACUUCGUUCCGGCGGAUUUAGUCAAGCCGGAAGUGGCAGCCAAAGAAAUUGAAUUUUCCUUCUGCGCGCACGACUCCUUACGCCAGCUUAGCGUUGACUGGGUGAACCUUGAUCCCAGUCGCUUACUUCAAAUUACUGUAAACCUUAUCACAAACGCUAUCAAGUUUACAGCAGGCUCGCAGAAAAGAAUCAUCACAGUUCACCUGGCUGCAUCCACAGACAGACCCCAGGCUCAUGCCAAAGGCUUUGAGUACGUACCAACCCGUGGCCCCCUUAUCGACGUCGCCGCUGGUCAAGAUUGGGGUGAAGGCGAGCGACUGUAUAUCCGUGUCAAAGUGGAGGACACUGGUGUUGGUCUGACUCCUGAUGAGAAGCAUCGCUUGUUCCAGCGAUUUAUGCAAGCUUCGCCGCGUACUCACGCUACAUACGGUGGCAGUGGCCUAGGCCUCUUCAUCUCUCGACAACUCGCUGAACUCCACGGCGGUCAAGUCGGAGUCGCUUCGACAGCCGGAGUAGGAAGUGUCUUUGGUUUUUUCGUCCAGGGUAGAAGAGCUCCUGUGCCGAAGCGUCCGGGUAUCCUGGGACCAGCGCCACUGUUAUGUCCACCGGAAGCAGCUGCAGCACAAGUCUCUAUAAGAUCGAAUUCUAGUCCCGCAUCGGUUCCAAUUGCGGUGCCAGAGGAUGGACCUUCCGCACACAAUUCAAACCUAGCCAUCCUUAUAGUGGAAGACAACUUAGUCAACCAACGUGUUCUCUCCAAGCAGCUACGAAAAGCCGGAUGCAUCGUCUACACGGCUGACAACGGUCUUCUUGCGCUUGAAGUCUUAGCUACAACAUCUUUCCAAAAUCCAGCUGGUCGGCCGCUCUCUCUAGUCCUCAUGGAUUUGGAGAUGCCGGAGAUGGAUGGGCUUACGGCAGUCGGGCGGAUACGAGAUAUGGAGAGGGAGGGCGUGUUGGUGCGACAUGUCCCGGUUAUUGCGGUGACCGCGAAUGUGCGCGAUGAACAGAGGCGGGCAGCGAUUGAGGGUGGCAUGGACGACGUGGUGUCAAAGCCGUUCAGGGUCCCGGAUUUGCUUGAAAAGGUUCGAUCUGUGUUGGCUAGACUCGGUGGUGGGUGA
Molecule: messenger RNA, 3750 nt
Organism: Didymosphaeria variabile
Lineage: Eukaryota; Fungi; Ascomycota; Dothideomycetes; Pleosporales; Didymosphaeriaceae
Exons: 4
Coding region: 1-3750 (1249 amino acids)
Biological process (GO): phosphorelay signal transduction system; protein autophosphorylation
Molecular function (GO): phosphorelay sensor kinase activity; histidine phosphotransfer kinase activity
Source: RefSeq, a predicted model, not a curated record